Messenger RNA from Python bivittatus (Burmese python), 5080 nucleotides. It is a transcript of the gene MAP3K7, whose product is annotated as mitogen-activated protein kinase kinase kinase 7. Gene Ontology annotation, molecular function: ATP binding; magnesium ion binding; MAP kinase kinase kinase activity. The record is from RefSeq and is a predicted model, not a curated record. NCBI's taxonomy places the organism in Eukaryota, Metazoa, Chordata, Lepidosauria, Squamata, Pythonidae. Gene Ontology annotation, biological process: positive regulation of canonical NF-kappaB signal transduction; protein phosphorylation; immune response.
GGUGUCUCCGCGCGGCUCUCCUUCCCCUGCUGUGGUGGUUGCUGAGCAGAGGGGCUGGAGACACAGGCUGGCGAGGAGAGCCCCUCGCGGUCCGCCUGGGUCCCUUUCGCCCCGUCCCCCGUCAGACGCGCCCCCCGCUUACACCCCGUGGGAAGGGAAGGCAUGUCUUCUCCCAGCUCCGUGGACAUGAUUGAAACCCCCCCGGUGCUCAACUUCGAAGAAAUCGACUACAAAGAAAUUGAGGUGGAAGAGGUUGUUGGACGAGGAGCCUUUGGAGUAGUUUGCAAAGCAAAAUGGCGGGGAAAAGAUGUGGCCAUUAAGCAAAUAGAAAGCGAAUCUGAACGAAAAGCCUUCAUUGUAGAGCUUCGACAGUUGUCACGUGUGAAUCAUCCUAAUAUCGUCAAGUUAUAUGGAGCUUGUUUGAAUCCAGUAUGUCUUGUAAUGGAAUAUGCUGAAGGAGGUUCUCUCUAUAAUGUCCUACAUGGUGCUGAGCCUCUGCCUUACUACACUGCUGCACACGCAAUGAGUUGGUGUUUACAAUGUUCCCAAGGAGUAGCAUACCUUCACAGCAUGAAACCGAAAGCACUCAUUCACAGGGACCUAAAACCACCAAAUUUGCUCUUGGUGGCAGGAGGAACUGUUUUAAAAAUAUGUGAUUUUGGUACCGCAUGUGAUAUUCAGACUCACAUGACCAAUAAUAAGGGCAGUGCUGCUUGGAUGGCCCCUGAAGUUUUUGAAGGUAGCAAUUACAGUGAAAAAUGUGAUGUAUUCAGCUGGGGUAUUAUUCUUUGGGAAGUAAUUACCCGCAGAAAACCUUUUGAUGAGAUCGGUGGUCCUGCUUUUCGGAUCAUGUGGGCAGUUCACAAUGGUACCCGGCCACCACUGAUAAAAAAUUUACCCAAGCCUAUUGAGAGCUUAAUGACUCGGUGUUGGUCUAAAGAUCCUUCACAGAGACCUUCCAUGGAGGAAAUUGUCAAAAUAAUGACACAUUUGAUGCAGUAUUUUCCAGGAGCUGAUGAACCUCUACAGUAUCCCUGUCAGUAUUCUGAUGAAGGCCAAAGCAACUCUGCUACUAGUACAGGUUCAUUUAUGGACAUGACUUCCACAAAUACCAGUAACAAAAGUGAUGUCAACAUAGAAGCAAAUGAUUUUCAAGGAACUGCUACGAAUGACACUAUUAAACGUUUAGAAACAAAACUGGCCCAACAGAUGAAAAAUUCAGCAAAGCAGGUGGGAGAACCGGGCCGUUUGAGUUUACCUCCAUCUCGUGGUAGUAGUGUGGAGAGCUUGUCAGAUGUUCGUGGGCGACCACAGUCAACUCUUGUUUCAGGAGAAGGCAAACGAAUGAGUGCUGACAUGUCAGAAAUUGAAGCAAGAAUUGCUGCUACUGCAGCCUUUUCCAAACCUAAACGAGGUCAUCGUAAAACUGCUUCAUUUGGCAACAUUCUGGAUGUCCCAGAGAUCAUCAAACCAGCAGGCAACGGGCAGCAGAGGCGCAGAUCCAUUCAAGAUCUUAGUGUAGCUGGAACAGAUUCCAACCAGGAAAGCAGAAACAGCAGUAGAUCAUCUAGUCCUAGUGUGAGAAUGAUCACUACCUCGGGACCAACCUCAGAAAAGCCAGCUCGUAGUCUACCAUGGACACCUGAUGAUUCUACAGAUACCAAUGGGUCUGAUAACUCCAUCCCAAUGGCAUAUCUUACAUUAGAUCAUCAGUUACAGCCUCUAGCACCAUGUCCAAACUCAAAAGAAUCUAUGGCUGUGUUCGAACAGCACUGUAAAAUGGCACAAGAAUAUAUGAAAGUUCAAACAGAAAUUGCAUUGUUGCUGCAAAGAAAGCAAGAAUUAAUAGCAGAACUGGACCAGGAUGAAAAAGACCAGCAAAAUACAUCACGUCUAGUACAAGAGCAUAAAAAGCUUUUAGAUGAAAAUAAAAGUCUCUCCACCUACUACCAGCAAUGCAAAAAACAGUUGGAGGUCAUCCGAAAUCAACAACAAAAACGUCAAGGGACAUCAUGAUUCAUGGGACCCCAGAUUGACAGUGAAGCACAGGAACUUCUUUUUUUUUUUUUAAUUAUCCCAUAAUAUGACAACUUCCUUAUUGGUGUGUGCUGAAUGUGUAGAUAUACCUGCUGCUCUUCCAAAAUCAAUGCAGUAUGGUUUUCUUUGGGUGAACAUUGAGUUGUUUGAGAAAGAUAAGAGCGGCUACAUGAAUAAUCAGCAGCACUAACUAUGAAGCAAAAUGUAACGAACUCUGGCUGCUUGCAUGCCCCUUGUGUGAUGGCUAUCCUACCAAAACUGAUUAAGUGGCUGCUAUAUUGUAAGAUCUUUAGGUGUUCAUGCAAUAGGAGCAGUAUAGAAUUUUUCUAUUUUUAAAAUGUUUUUGUUCUUCUUUCCUUUUGAACUGUUUGCCAAAUCAGUCAUUUUCCAGGACUCCAGUUUACAUCAAGCUCAAGAGAUGAUGCUGGUUAAACAAUGCAUUCUUUUAAUUGUGUUGUUGUUCAUGGAAUUGGCCCUCUACAUCAAAGGGAUUGCUUCUUAGGCAUAUCUCUUAAAUAUUCUGAUGCAGUGGGAGAGACAUCAAGAGAUCAUCCCAUUCAAGCCCUCCUGGUCCUUUUAUAUGAUCCCCUCCUUGAUUUAUCAUCAAGAGCAACGUUCCAGACCUCUACAUAGCUAUUGACAAGAAUAGUAGUUUCACCCUCUUAUGCUUUAGAGAUAAAUCUAAGUGAAUUUGCUUGCAAAAUACAAGCACUUCUGCUCCAUCUUUUGGAAGCAAUAAUUACAACCUUGUUGAAAAUUAACUUGUAUUAAAAGCAUACAUCCUGAAUUUAGUAAGUCCUCCCCAUUACCUCCUUUUUUUCAUUUUGUUUUGUUUUGUUUUAUAACAAGGCCCACAAAUGAUGACUUCAAACAUGACUCUGGGCCCCAAGUUUCAAAAGUACUGUGGAAAAUUACCAUAUAUACAUUGCAAAUCAAGGCUAUUAACAGGGCUAAUUUAAAAAAAAUUAUCAAAUAAUUAAAAAUAUAACUAUCAAUCUGUGCUUAGAAUUGUUUAAUAGAAAUACAUUAAAUUUCAUUUUCAGUUGCUAGGGGCAAUCAAUUUUUAUAACCAGAGAGGCCACUUUUCCUUGUUUAAAUAUUUUUUCCAGCCUACAAGGGCUGGAAGGAACAUGGCAGUGGUAUCACCUGAAGGGACACAGGUGAAAUUUUUGACCCAGGAUUUUUGGGGGGUGAGGGGGAGGAAGAUUUAAGGAAAACUAUUAGAUCUAGUGGAACCUUAAAUAUACCUUUGCUUGUUUUUCAUCCCCCGAAAAUAAGGAAAAAACCAUAUAACAAAAAUUUUGGCAGCAUAACCUGGACUGGGCUUGCCCCUGGUAGGAAUCAUAAACUGAAAUGUUUACAUUGAAAGGUAGCUAUGAGUAGUGGCACUAUAUUUUUUGUCCUACUUGAAAUCUGAAGCCAAAUCCUCUGCCUGUUUCCUUGCAAGUAAGUCCUGUAUUCAGUGCAGCAUUUUCCCAGGAAGUAAGUAUAUGGUUGCAGCCUCAACAUGGCAGUACAUUUCUUAAGCAUUUGGAACAGCUUAUGGUCUUCAAUGACUUAAAACUUUACAACAGUGAUUGCUAUCGUUAAAGAACCCAAGAGCUCUUUAAAAUCUUGGGUAUCAGUUCAGGUUUGCUUCAUAUAAAAUUGUCCCUUGUGGAAGCUUCUGAAACAGUUUGCUCUGUGUUACCAGUAUUCUCAAGGGGUGGAAGAAAACAUAAGAUGUUUCAAAGCCGCAUGGUGACCCAUUGGACCCAAAUACUAUUUUCAUAUAACAUCGGCUUCACAAAACUCGUAUGCAGAGAGUUAGAAUGGGGCAUUCUGCUGUCUACUCAGCAACAAGCACCACUGUUUACUAGGCCAUUUUUCCCCCGAGUAAGAGUUUGUGAGUAUAGAAUUGGAGCCAGAGCUUUGCUACCUGGCCAUGUCUGAACUCAGUAGGACUGACAUACGAGUAGAUAAGUAUAGGAUUACAGCAUAUUUUCCCCUCUUGUAUGUUUCUGAGAGAUUGCUGACAAACAUCAGGGUCUGUGUUCUGAAAACAGUCUUUUUGACUUUAAAAUAAAUUUAUUCUUAGCAAGUUAAGAGAGUUAAAACCAUAAUCAUUUUACCUAAAUAAAGGAGAGACUUAUAAUUCCUGAAACCCAUAGCUAAUUUGAUUUGGUAGCUUAGAUAGACAUUGGUAUCAAUUUAAGGGUAUACAUAUUUAUAGUCAUUGGCAGGGAGAACAGAAUAGGAAUGGCCAAAGUUAUCUAAAGCACUGCUGUUUACUGCCUACAUCCUUUAGGUUAGCCAAGUGGAUGCAGUUGGAUGCUCUGCUUUUCCCAUGAGAAAACAUGUUAUAAUUAAAGUCUAACCUGUUACAUCAUAGGCUACAAUUACAAGUGAAGAUCUGGAAUAAUCUUGUCUACUGUGGUGUGAAUCGGACUAUAGUUGCUAUAUAGAAAAGUGGAAAAUUAAGGGUCCACAGUUAUCACUUGAUCUUAAGAAUGAAUCUGCACUGUUGGUGAAAAGUUACAUUCUAGAUUUUCAGUAACUGCUAUGUGCUGGUAGAACUGAAUUGGGGGUUUAAAAGACAUAAAAAAUGGAAUUAAUGAGAAGGACAAACACAGAUUGAGUUACAGCCUGAGCCAAGAUAGGCUGAAUUGCUAUUUCUCUUUUUUUUUUUCUUUUCUCUUAAUUGGAUUGAAAGAGGGAUGAGUUUUACUAGAUGUUAAGAUAAAAUUAUAGACUGAUAAUGGUUUUUUUCCUUAAAAAAUGACAUAUUUCAGGAUAUGACUCAAAGCUUCAGAAAGUCAUUCUAAAAUGGCCAAAGACAGUUCACCUUGGGGACAAUCUGGAUAGUUAAUUGAUUUGGCUGAGAAAUGUCCUCCAAAAGUUGUCGUUUUCCUUAGUUAUGUUCUAACUUACAAUCUGGAUCCCAGUGUUAUUCCAGUUUCUUGCAUCAAUUCCAGUUACACUUUUGUGAAGGGAAAAAAACAACUUCAUUUGUGAAUGAUGCAAUGGACUAAAGCAACAAUAAAAAUCCUUAAUAAUACAUUCA